Gossypium raimondii (Peruvian cotton) is the source of this 2553-nucleotide messenger RNA. Its product is annotated as scarecrow-like protein 33. Gene Ontology annotation, molecular function: DNA-binding transcription factor activity; sequence-specific DNA binding. The record is from RefSeq and is a predicted model, not a curated record. Gene Ontology annotation, cellular component: nucleus. The transcript has a single exon. Bases 306 to 2270 code for a protein of 654 amino acids. NCBI's taxonomy places the organism in Eukaryota, Viridiplantae, Streptophyta, Magnoliopsida, Malvales, Malvaceae. Gene Ontology annotation, biological process: regulation of DNA-templated transcription.
CUUAUCAAGUUGAGCUUUAUAAGUGAAGUGCAUCUUCAGUUUCGUUUCUUCAAACUACGAAAAUUAUAUAGCUUCUUUACUUAGCUCUUUGACUACUUUCCCCCCAAGUUUUACUUCACUUCAAUUCUUAGCCUUGUUAGCUUCUUGAAUCAACAUUCAUCUCUCUCGUCAUUUUUGUUUUCACCCUCAAGAUUCUUGGCAACCAACAAGAUCAGGUAGGUCAGGUUUUAGUAUUUUCCUUCUUUUCAUUCAAUCCGAUUUCAGUCGGAUCGUUUUGUAUCAGAGAAGUUAAUUUCUAGCUUUAUAUGGACACACUAUUCCAAGAUUUUCCUCGGUUCAACUUUGAUAAUGGGUCAGAGCCAAUGUAUACAAAUCACAACCUAGUUAAUGGGUUUAAAGAGGGUAGUCCAGAGUCUCCUGAUGGUUAUGCUUCAUCAUCAGGCAGCUGUGUCCAAGGACAUCCGCUUGAUAAUAUUCCUUUCGCCAAUGAGAUGCUCAAGUACAUAAAUGAGAUGCUAAUGGAAGAAGACCUGCAGGAAAAGUCGUGCAUGUUGCAGGAUUGUUUAGCUCUCCAAGCUGCUGAAAAAUCCUUCUAUGAAGUCCUUGGCCACCAAUAUCCACUUUCACUCCACCCCAUCUCUCCAUUCCCAGACGAUAAUCUCACUCAAACCAGUAACAGCUAUAAUAUUACUGGCACCAACUCGGUUAAAUCGAGUACUGGGAUGUAUGGUUCUCUUGAAAGAACCUCUUUAUCUGAGCCUUUUACUGAGUCCCCUCACAGUGGUGACAAGGUGCUUUUGCCUCCACAAAGCAGCCUAUCAUCGCCUUGUGUUCCUGAUGGAAGGUAUAAAUCACCAUUAAGUUCAAAGGGAAGGAAAAAUUAUCAGCGUGAGGAUGGUGAUUAUUUGGAAGAAGGUAGGAUAAGCAAGCAAUCUGCAACUUCACUUGAAGAUUCAGAACAGUCAGACAUAUUCGACGAGGUACUGCUUUGCAAAGGUGAAAAUGAGGUCUCUCCGAAGUUUUCUCUUAACGGGAACUCCCCGAAGAAUGCGCAGCUGAAAGGGUCUAUCAAUGGCGGAACAGGGUCACGCAGGAAGAAAAGCAGUAAAAGAAGUGAAGUGGUGGAUUUGUGGAGUCUCCUAACUCAAUGUGCACAAUCUGUAGCCAUUAAUGACCAAAGAACUGCCAAUGAGCUGCUGAAACAGAUAAGUCAACACUCUUCUGAUUCUGGAGAUGGAACCCAAAGAUUAGCACAUUACUUUGGUAAUGCACUUCAAACGCGUUUGGCUGGCAAGGGAGCACCAUCGUAUUUACAUCUGGGAAGCAACAAGACUUCCGCUGCUGAUGUCUUAAAAGCUUACGGCGUCUAUCUUUUAGCUUGCCCUUUUAAGAAAAUGUCGAAUUUUUGCGCCAAUAAAAAGAUAAUGGAAGUUGCAGAAAUGGCAACCACGCUCCACAUCGUUGAUUUCGGCAUUUGCUAUGGGUUCCAAUGGCCUUGCCUUAUCCAGCGUCUCUCAGCAAGGGCCGGUGGACCUCCCAAGCUUCGUAUUACCGGUAUUGAGUUCCCCCAACCAGGUUUUCGACCUGCAGAAAGGGUGGAAGAGACGGGGCGUCGCUUGAAAAGGUAUUGUGAGAGAUUCAAUGUCCCGUUUGAGUACAACGUGAUAGCAAAGAAAUGGGAAACCAUCCAACUUGAAGAACUAAAGAUUAAUUACGACGAAGUGGUUGUUGUUAACUGCAUGUAUCGGCUAAAGAACCUUCCGGAUGAUACAAUGGCGCCGACCAGUGCGAGGGACACUGUUCUGAAACUGAUCAAAAGCAUUAACCCAGCGAUAUUCAUCCACGGGGUUGCAAAUGGGACAUAUAAUGCUCCCUUCUUCGUCACUAGGUUCCGAGAAGCCCUCUUCCAUUUCUCUGCUCAGUUCGAUAUAUUUGAAGCUAAUGUUUGUAGGGAAGAUGCAGAAAGGAUGAUGUAUGAGAAGGAAGUGCUUGGAAGGGACGUUAUGAAUGUGGUUGCAUGCGAGGGUAGUGAGAGGGUUGAAAGACCGGAGACGUAUAAGCAAUGGCAAGCGAGGACUCUGAAGGCAGGGUUCAAGCAGGCGCCAUUGGAACAACAGCUCAUGAAGAAGGUGAGGAAUAUGGUCCAAUGUAAUUAUCAUAGGGAUUUUUCUGUAGACGUAGAUGGCCGGUGGAUGCUACAGGGAUGGAAAGGGAGAGUUAUUUAUGCCCUUUCUUUUUGGAAACCUGUUAAGAAUGAGCCGUAUCUGUGAUGAGGAGUAAUAGUUAGUUAAGGCCGUUAAACCAGCAAAUCAUAGCCGUAAUAGGGGUCAUCUGAUGUGAAGACUCGCUUGUUGUAUAAAUUUAGUCACCUAUCUGUUUGGUAAUGUUUGUAAAAUAUCAACUCUAAGAAGGGUCGUUGCAUGUGGCUUAAAGCUCGUUUCGCAUCAAGCAUGUAGAUAGCAAACAAUCCUAAGCUUUUUUGUCUUUUCCUUUUUCCCAUGUUUGUAGGUAACUGAUAGUGAAACUAGACAAUGAUAUUGGGAGUUUUGACAA